Molecule: messenger RNA, 405 nt
Organism: Colletotrichum lupini
Lineage: Eukaryota; Fungi; Ascomycota; Sordariomycetes; Glomerellales; Glomerellaceae
Exons: 4
Coding region: 1-405 (134 amino acids)
Source: RefSeq, a predicted model, not a curated record
AUGGCUUCAUCAAUGGAAGUAGAAUGCUACCUCCUCUCAUCCAACCCAGACGCCCCGAACAGUCCCCUCCCCGUAAUCCACUACAGAAACGUCCUCCCGGAACCCCGGAAUGAGGAGUCGGUGACGGAGUUCCUGACCCGGAACCGGUGGGAGAAGAGGGGUACCUGGGGCCACAUCCCCAUCCGCCACUUCCACCCUAACAGCCACGAGUGCUACGGCAUCUUCAGCGGCUACUCAACCCUCCUAAUCGGCAAAAUCAACGAAGGCACAGGCCAAGAAAUCUCUGUAUCGACGGGCGACGUCAUUGUUCUUCCCGCGGGCACGGCACAUUCUUGUCUCGAGAGCUCGGAAGAUUAUCGAUAUAUCGGCGUCUAUCCCGAGGACACAAACGUGCACGGCAUCUAG